Agrilus planipennis (emerald ash borer) is the source of this 1741-nucleotide messenger RNA. It is a transcript of the gene PGS1, whose product is annotated as CDP-diacylglycerol--glycerol-3-phosphate 3-phosphatidyltransferase, mitochondrial. The record is from RefSeq and is a predicted model, not a curated record. Gene Ontology annotation, molecular function: CDP-diacylglycerol-glycerol-3-phosphate 3-phosphatidyltransferase activity. The transcript is spliced from 6 exons. Gene Ontology annotation, cellular component: mitochondrion. Gene Ontology annotation, biological process: cardiolipin biosynthetic process. NCBI's taxonomy places the organism in Eukaryota, Metazoa, Arthropoda, Insecta, Coleoptera, Buprestidae. The coding region runs from base 78 to 1688 and encodes 536 amino acids.
UUCUUUCGGUCUUUAAAAAGGUUUGCCAACAGCUUCUUUGUUUUUUGAGUUCUUUUUUUGUGUCGUUAACGUUUACAAUGCAAGUUUUCAGCCACUUAAUCGCCAUUUAUAAAACGCUCUUGGGCAUGAAAACCUUUAAAGUGAUACAGUAUGCGAAGAAAAGUAUUUUCAUCAUUUAUGAUGCUUCUACAGGUUUAUUAGAUGAUAUUUUUUGGACCGUAAUACCGAUUCUUCAGGGAAGAAUGUUGCGAAGGUUUUUGAAUACAUUAAUUGAGACAUCAUUGCAGCCCUAUCAACAGGAUUAUUUAGUUUAUCCAAGCCCUUUUGUUCAAAAAGAACUUUCCUGUUUUAACUGGUUGACAUCUGCUGCCCCAUGUUUUCCCAUAAAAGCACAAAACAUCACUAUUUUAAACGAGCCACAACAGUUUUACAACUGUUUAGUGGAAAAUUGUACUGAAGCAAAAAGCAGAAUAAUAUUGGCAAGUCUUUAUCUAGGAAAUGGAGCGUUGGAACAAAGUCUGGUUGACACAGUAAUGAGUAAUAAAAAUUUUAUAAAUGGUAAUUUAAAAUUAAGUGUUUUACUGGAUUAUACACGUGGAAGUAGGUACCAAAACAAUUCAAGAGCUAUGCUUAAACCUUUGCUAGAGAAAAAUGAAAACAACUGUCACAUUUGCUUGUAUCACACUCCAGUACUCAGAGGACUAACUAAAACAUUGGUUCCAAAUAGAUGGAAUGAAAUUUUUGGCUUACAACAUAUGAAAUUGUAUAUUUUUGAUGAUACCCUCAUAAUAAGUGGAGCAAAUUUAUCUAAUGAUUACUUUACCAAUCGACAAGAUAGAUACUAUGUGAUUAAAGACAAAAAUUUGACUGACUUUUACAGUGGUUUAGUCAACAGCGUGCAAAGCUUUAGUUUAAGAAUGGACAAACAUGAUAAUUUGUCUUUGAAUAAAGGAUGGGACCAUUUGCCCUAUAAAGGAGACAAGAUGGUGUUUGUUGAUAAAGCUGCCCAUAUAAUUGAAAAAUAUUUACUAGAUGUUAAAGAUGGGCUUAAUACACACAAAUGUGAUGGGUAUGAUACAUGGAUCUUUCCCUUAGUACAAAUGGGACAAUUAGGGAUAGAGCAAGACGCAUACGUUACGAAGAGGAUCAUAGCUGAAGCACCGAAAAAUUCAAAAAUCUUUAUGGCUACAGGAUACUUUAAUUUAACUCGGGACUACAUGGACACCUUAGUAAGAAAUUCGUCGGCAGAAUGUCAUCUUCUUAUGGCACACCCUUGUGCUAAUGGUUUUCAUGGGGCUACAGGAGCUGCAGGGGGUAUACCAGACGCAUACAGUCUUAUAGCCAAAAGAUUUACGGAAAAAGUUGAAAAAUUUAAGCAAGGCUACAGGAUAAAAAUGUAUGAAUAUUUGAAGGAAGGUUGGACAUAUCAUGCCAAGGGUUUAUGGUAUUAUCCCCCAGGAAACAAUCGUCCUUCUUUAACAUUAAUUGGGUCGCCAAAUUUUGGAGAAAGAUCUGUAAAACGGGAUUUGGAGACACAAUUGGCAAUUGUUACGGAGAACAAUGAUUUUCGGGAACGUUUACACAAUGAAUGUACUAGAUUAUAUAAAGCCAGUUUACCCGCAGAUUUAAAUAGAAUAAUUCCGAAGUGGAUUCACGCUGCAGUUUAUUUUUUUAGAAGUUACUUUUAAGAGAAAAUAGGAAAUUAAUAUUGUUUAUGGCUUUUUUCACGGAAAAUGUUAUA